Molecule: messenger RNA, 1893 nt
Organism: Olea europaea var. sylvestris
Lineage: Eukaryota; Viridiplantae; Streptophyta; Magnoliopsida; Lamiales; Oleaceae
Exons: 8
Coding region: 543-1592 (349 amino acids)
Cellular component (GO): membrane
Source: RefSeq, a predicted model, not a curated record
UUUGGAAUCUCUUAUUACUUUCAGAUGUUAAUGUAGUUUAAUUCCAUACAAGUGUUGUUUGAACAUACCAUUCUUUCAUUUUUUGCUUUUGAGUUUAAUCUUAAAUGUUGUUAUAAACCUCUGAUUCUGGUUAUGAGAAUUGGUGUUCGACCAUGAAAUUUAGACGAUGCCUUCAUAACUAGUCAUUCAUAAUAUGAAAUAACUCAUUUUUCGUCUUUAGUUUUGUGGCAUCUGAGCUUCUUCGACCAAAUGCUUGGUUCAAAAUUGCAGUUUUUCUUUACAUGUAGCUCUGUUUCCUCAAAUCAUUUCGAACCCUUGUGAUUGACAGCAUCAGAAUAGUUGCUGAACACAGUUCUAUUCACUUAUUCUCAAACUUCUACUCGAUUCUUUUAUAUCUUGUUGAGUUUUCGUUCAGAUUCGUUGUUUCUUCCCAGAAUUUUUGCCUGGAUUUUAGACGUCCUCUACUCAUAUUUUACAACUGGGGAUCCUUUUAUUGCUGCUGGCAUUAGAAAAAAGAGUUGGAGCAAUUAGAAAUUAAUAUCAUGAGUCUCUUUACAUUCAUAACAGGUUCUACGACAAAUUCUUGGCAGCCGGCCAUGACUGUCGAUACUACAACAGAAUCCUACUGGCUUAACUGGCGGGUUUUGCUCUGUUCCAUUUUGAUUCUAAUUUCGAUGGUAUUUGCAUCAACUCUUAUCUCCAAAUUCGAAGGUCCACGCAAUGUGAAAGAAGGAGUUACAGAAAAUGAACAAGACUCGGCUGGAGUCUUGUAUGAAGACGAAGUUUGGAAGCCGUGUCUUCGAAGUAUACAUCCCGCCUGGCUACUUGCUUUUAGAUUUGGUGCUUUCACCGUGCUUCUGUUAAUUCUAUUCUUAAACGUUGCCGUUGAUGGAGGAGAGAUUUUUUACUACUAUACUCAGUGGACUUUUACUUUGAUUACCAUUUAUUUCGGGCUUGGAUCCUUGCUGUCUAUAAACGGAUGUUACCGAUAUCGUAAAAUGGGCGGUGAUAAAUUUGAAAACGAGCACUUUGAUGCCGAGCAUGGCUCUCGUAGAUACUCGACAAGUGCGCGCAAUUCUAAUGCAUCAAGUACUACAAAAGGCAUGGACCUCAAUCAAGAACAUCCUGUUCGCCAAAUCGCUGGUUUUUGGGGUUAUAUCUUCCAAAUCAUUUUUCAGAUGAAUGCUGGAGCUGUGAUACUGACGGACACUGUAUUUUGGUUCAUAAUCGUACCAUUUCUUGCCGUUAAAGAUUACAGUCUAAAUUUUUUGAUUAUAAACAUGCAUUCGAUCAAUGUCGUUUUUCUGAUUGGUGACACUGCAUUGAACUGCUUGCGAUUCCCUUGGUUUCGAAUUGGGUACUUUUUUCUGUGGACGGCUGUUUAUGUCGUUGUUCAAUGGGUCGUCCAUGCUUGCAUCGCGCUUUGGUGGGCUUAUCCGUUUCUUGAUUUGUCGUCACCAUUUUCUCCAUUAUGGUACUUGAUCGUGGCACUGAUGCACAUACCGUGCUAUGGCAUAUUCGUUUUGAUAGUGAAGAUGAAACACUAUGUGCUGUCAAAAUGGUUUCCUCAGUCUUAUAGAUGUAUGCAAUAAUGUAAUUCGAGGUUUUGAGCUCCACCUUAGGACCACUCGGGGAAAGUCGUGCUUUCUUUGCUCGACCGGUACGCUUAUAGUAAAGAAAUAAAGAAAGGUUUUUGUUUAGUGACCAGCAACAAAAGAUAUGACAGUAUUUUGCAAUUUUUCAUGAAAAAAACCUUGACAGUUUAUUUCAUCUUGAGGGAUAUAUAGUUGAUAAUAGACUGUUAUAUGAUCAUAAAUUUGAGUCCAUACUUGUAUCUAAAUAGAUCUCAAAGAGAUAUACACUGAAUUUAGUAUGUAUAUCUUUGGCCCUUCA